AAUGUUGCUCGACUUGUCCGAGGAGCAUAAGGAGCACCUGGGCUUCCUCCCGCAAGUGGACAUCGCAGUGGUCGCAGAGUUCGGGAGAAUCGCGGUGGAAUUCCUCAGACGCGGGUCUAACCCGAAGAUCUACGAAGGCGCCGCCAGAAAACUCAAUGUGAGUAGUGACACUAUCCAGCAUGGUGUGGAAGGGUUAACAUAUCUCCUCACUGAGAGCUCCAAGCUUAUGAUUUCUGAACUGGAUUUCCAAGACUCUGUUUUUGUUCUGGGAUUCUCUGAAGAACUGAAUAAGUUACUACUUCAGCUUUACCUGGACAACAGAAAGGAGAUCAGAACUAUUCUGAAUGAGUUGGCACCUCGCCUUCCUAGUUACCAUAGUCUUGAAUGGCGGCUAGAUGUACAACUUGCAAGCAGGAGUCUCCGGCAACAAAUUAAACCAGCAGUGACUAUAAAGCUGAACCUCAACCAAAAUGGGGACCACAGCACCCAUCUUUUGCAGACGGACCCAGCUACCCUACUUCAUUUGGUUCAGCAGCUGGAGCAAGCAUUGGAGGAAAUGAAAACAAACCACUGCAGGAGAGUAGUCCGCAGCAUCAAGUAGCUUCAAGGUUCAGUUGGCGAUGCAGAGAUUGCCCGUAGUACAUCUGGGUUUCAGGGACUUUUUUUUUUCUGGUUCAGGAUGUUAAAAUCUUGAUUAGAAGCUAAAGUACAGUUCCUUUCUGGUGCUAAAUGCAGUCAGCUUCUUCACAGAUUGAAAUUCAUUUUAUAUUUUAAAUGUGUAAAUAGGAUGGACUCAACUAAAACAAAUCAAUACUA
Molecule: messenger RNA, 816 nt
Organism: Phodopus roborovskii (desert hamster)
Lineage: Eukaryota; Metazoa; Chordata; Mammalia; Rodentia; Cricetidae
Gene: Commd2
Product: COMM domain containing 2
Exons: 5
Coding region: 2-601 (199 amino acids)
Source: RefSeq, a predicted model, not a curated record